GGCAGCUGGCAGACGCGGCCGAGCGUCAAUUGGCGAAGAGCUGAUGAGUGGCAAGGAAGAAGGGGGAAAAAGACGAACCCGCUGGGGGACUUUCCGCCUACAGUCCCAAGAUGGACGCGCUCAGCAUUGGCCAGCACUACAACCACCAACACCAGCACUCCAACCAUGGACACUUCGCAACACAGCAAUUACCGUCGCAUCGCUCGCGCAAGCGCAAGGCCGAGGCACCUCCGGAGAACAAUGAACGCCUCUCCAAAAGGCUGAGUUUGCUGAAUCUCGGUAUUGCAGUCCCGCCCAGUCGGCCAUUGCGUGCCCGUUCCGUGGCAUUAACCCUGCUGACGUACACCCCUAGAACAAUCCGGCCAAAAGCUCUAUGUGCCAGUCGAGAAUCCCACCGCCCACACCGCGGAGCGCAGCGAGCACGGCGGCUCGAAAAAAUCCAAACACAAAUCCAUCCCCGAGGAUGGCUCGCAAAUGCAGCUCGACGACACCAAGUACAAAGUCUACAUCUACAACCUCGAGGACGAGCUCUCCUCCUCGGACGCCGAAAGCGACGCCGACUCGAGCAAGCUCGUCUUCCUGCCCGACAUCGAAAAGCACCUGCUCAACAACCGCAUUCCGACCCGCGUGCUCAACCCGCGACCCGACCCGGCCGCCGAGAUGGCGGGCAAGGAGCUAGUGCUGUACAGCGUGCCGAGCUCGAUCUCGGUGCCCGAGGAACAGGACAGCGUGCGCAAGGCGAUCAUUGAGGCGCGGGCGCGGGCGCGGGAGAAGCAGAGGGUCGAGCGGGAGCAAGCUUCCGUGGCGCCGGUUUCGAAUCCCACGCCGCUGGCGACGUCACCCUCGCCAUCGGGAGGUAUGCCCGCGGAGCGCACGGGGUGGCCGGGGUCAGAGGACGAUCCGGAUGCGAUGGAUAUCGACUAAGGAGUUCAGAGGAGGCGGGGCGGCAUACACACACACACUACGGCGCACAAUGGGAGAGUCUGCUUUUAGCGAGGUGUUCCGGGGUGCAUUUACUAUUACAUGAACUUGGCAUGGGCCAAUGGAGACAU
Thermothielavioides terrestris NRRL 8126 is the source of this 1052-nucleotide messenger RNA. RefSeq lists its product as uncharacterized. The coding region runs from base 475 to 924 and encodes 149 amino acids. Lineage: Eukaryota; Fungi; Ascomycota; Sordariomycetes; Sordariales; Chaetomiaceae. The record is from RefSeq and is a predicted model, not a curated record. The transcript has a single exon.